AUGUACUCUGCUUCGGCGAUUUCGAUUCCAACGCGUUGCUGUUUUCUGAGUAUCCCGGCAGAGCCAUCAUGCCGUCCCAAGUUGAGCCGAAUUCGGACAAACCCAUCUCCCGAUUACCCCGACCAAGUCCCUUCCCCGAUACUCACUUGUCUCAGCAACGGGAGUAGUAGCUCUCCAGUCGAAGCUUAUGCCUACGCUCUUGAGCUUUGUGCCAAAACGAGGGCUCUCUCUCUGGGACGGCAGCUGCAUUCGCUCAUCUUCAAGACUUUCCCGGCAGUCGAAUUAGAUUUUCUGGCCGGUAAGCUUGUAUUCAUGUACGGCAAGUGCGGGUCUUUGGAUGAUGCAGAGAAACUGUUUGACGAAAUGCGCCAGAGAACGGCCUUUGCGUGGAAUGCCAUGAUAGGAGUGUAUGUUUCGAAUUGUGAGCCUGCUUCAGCGCUUGCUGUCUACCGCGAAAUGCGGGCUGAGGGCGUUCCUCCCCAUCUUCACUCUUUUCCUGUUUUGCUUAAAGCCUGCGCCAUUCUUGGCGAUCUUCGGACUGGGACUGAGCUUCAUUCUCUGGCCGUUAAACUUCACUACCAACCAACACCUUUUAUUCUCAAUGCGUUGGUUUCCAUGUAUGCUAAGAAUGAUGACCUACACGCUGCAAGGCGUCUGUUUGACGGAUCCCAAGAGAAAGGUGAUGUUGUUCUGUGGAACUCUAUUCUCUCUUCAUAUUCCGCCUCUGGCCAAUCUCUGGAGACCUUCGGAUUGUUCAGAGAAAUGCAGAUGAAUGGUCCUGCCUCCAACAGCUACACUGUCGUCUCGGCUCUCACAGCCUGUGAAGGUUUGUCACAUGCAAAGCUAGGGAAAGAGAUUCACGCUGCUGUCUUGAAAUCAACUCAUUGUUUCGAACUAUACGUGUGCAACGCCUUGAUUGCAAUGUAUACACGGUGUGGUAAAAUGCUUGAUGCAGGAAGGAUCCUUCGUCAGAUGGAUAACGAUGACAUAGUGUCAUGGAAUUCUGUGAUUCAGGGUUAUCUACAGAAUUUCAUGUACAAGGAGGCCUUAGAGUUCUUUUGUGAUAUGAUCGCUGCUGGCCACAUACCCGACGAGGUUUCAGUGACCAGUGUCAUUUCAGCGUCAGGAAGAUUAUGCAACCUGUUGCUAGGAAUGGAAUUGCAUGCUUACGUGAUUAAACACGGCUGGGAUUCUAAUUUGCAAGUUGGGAACACGUUGAUAGAUAUGUAUUCAAAGUGCAACCUCACAAGUUAUAUGGGCCGUGCGUUUCUUAUGAUGCAUGGGAAAGAUCUCAUUUCAUGGACUACAGUCAUUGCUGGUUAUGCUCAGAAUGAUUGUCAUGUAGAGGCCUUGGAAUUAUUCCGGGAUGUUGCUGAAAAUAGGAUGGAGAUUGACGAAAUGAUGCUGGGAAGCAUCCUUCGAGCUUCUAGUGUGCUAAAAUCUAUUAUUAUUGUCAAAGAAAUCCAUUGUCACAUCGUGAGAAAAGGUUUACUUGAUACUGUGAUACAGAAUGAGUUGGUAGAUGUUUACGGAAAAUGCAGGGACAUGGGCUAUGCUACUCGAGUAUUUGAAUCAAUCAAAGGUAAAGAUGUUGUCUCUUGGACAAGCAUGAUUUCGUCUAGCGCUCAUAAUGGUAACGCAAUCGAGGCUGUUGAACUUUUUCGGCGCAUGGUUGAAACUGGUUUGGCGGCUGAUUCUGUAUCAUUGCUGAGUAUUCUUUCCGCUGCAGCAACUUUAUCUGCCCUCAAGAAAGGUAGAGAAAUCCAUGGCUACUUACUCCGGACGGGUUUUUGCCUAGAGGGGUCCAUUGCAGUUGCAGUCGUUGACAUGUAUGCAUGCUGUGGAGACUUACAGAGUGCAAAUGCUGUUUUCGAUCGGACAGAAGGGAAAGGUUUACUGCAAUACACAAGUAUGAUCAACGCAUAUGGAAUGCACGGCUGUGGAAAAGCAUCUGUUGCGUUGAGGAGCGGAGACAUAAGAGGGUGGUUAAUGCAAAACCUAAAGAUGCAGACUUUUAGCUAUAAAGGAGUCAAACUAAAGCAUGGACCUUGACGAAGUCUUCUUCAAGGAAUGCAGAAGCAACGGUCAAGAUUUAAAAUAAGGUUUUUGCGAAGACAAGUCCACAAGGGAACAAGUGAAGCUGCCAGCAUGAUCUAUCUUUGGUUAAGAGAUGAAUGUGGUUUCCAUAUUGCUUCAAACCCAAGCUAGGUCAUGCUCUGACAGCCUCACUCCUUCCUGGUCAGGACCAUUCACUGAUGAAACAUUCCACAAGCCGAUUGAAAGAAAGUGAAAAGCCCCGAACGCACACAGUGCUUCUACACGAAACCGGUGUUAGUGUUCUCUCUGUUUUUUCCUGCUUUGUCACUCUCUCCACUUUCUGUUGUCAUGUUUCGGCGCUAUAGAUCUACCUUAGUUGCAUCAUGUUUUAUUGUAUCAAAGAGAACUUAAAACUGUGCAAAGCCAAACGUUUUACGAAAAUGGGAAACUCCCUUAUUUCAUGACAAAAAUCGUAGCAUACUUUUAUCUUUACAAAUUACAAACAGUGUAAUUUACAGUAGACAAUCCAAAGUUAGUCUAGCUAUCCACCACUGGCUACCUCAAAAGCUCAUACUCACACAAUUGUUUUUCGUAAGCAAUCAACAUAUCUUCCUAUAUUUCUACAGAACUGAACUGGAAAGCCACCUUGUUGCAGCAGCUCGUAAGAAGUCACAAGUCAGUGACCCUAACCUCGUGUUCAUAGACUCUUUCUAAUAAAAGCAUCUCUUGGUGGGGAACCACAUAGAUUCAUACCCAUCAAGGUUUCGUCACGUUUAUGGAUGAUUUGAAUCUUUUGGUCGUUCAAGGAAGCUGGAAACUGCUUGUAACGUUAUAUUUCCAGACGGCUCCUAUGCUGUGCUCUUGAUCAUCAAUUUUCUCACGGACCCCUAGAGAAGUGCAUCUGUUACUAUGGUAGGCUGCUCAAGGUUUCUUGAGGGAUGGGCUUCUCGAACCCUUAAAUAAGGAUCUUGGAUUCUUAAAGUAACUAAUGAACGGCGUCUCGGAAACAGGUAUGAAUUUUGUGAAAAAGCCUAUCGGCCAUGAAAGAGACGCAAUCGCUAUGCAAGUUCCCCAUUGCCAGCCGUUGAGCCUUACUGUAUCCGCAAACUUCUUAAGGAAUUCCACCAUAAUGACUUGAAGCACGAUAGUGAUCGCUAUGAUUCCAAUGAACAACCUGUUUCUGUGAAUUCCUUUGAAAACGUUCUUCUUCUCCAUCUCCCUUGCAUUGAACUCGUUGAAAACUUGGCAGAGCACAAACGUGUUGAAGAUGAGCGUGUCCUUCACUUCCUUGCGCACGUUGAAUAUAGACAUACCCUUGAACUGUAAGAUGAGGAGUACGGCUAUUUGAUACAAUGACUGAACCAGGAGAUUCCUCCACAUGACAUUUGUUAUCAGGGCUUCUGUUCGGCCCACUGGCUUUCGCUUCAGGAGCUCGUUGGUGGGUCGCUCUGUGGCGAGAGCCAGAGCUCCCAGAGUGUCCAUGAUGAGGUUUACCCACAGCAGCUGAACUGCUGUCAAAGGGACCUCACCAGCUGAAACUGCUGCGAUGAAAUUGAUCACAAGAGCUGCAACAUUCACUGUUAGCUGGAACUGAAUGAAUUUCUGGAUAUUGUUGUAGACGCACCUUCCCCACUUUAAUACCGUAGCAACGGAUGUGAAGUCAUCAUCUAGAAUGACAAUGUCUGAGCUCUCUUUUGCUACUUCAGUGCCCUGAAUCCCCAUAGAGAGUCCGAUGUCUGCUUCUUUUAGUGCAGGUGCAUCGUUGGUGCCAUCCCCUGUUACGGCUACGACGUGGCCUUUCAGUCUCAGACACUUGACCAUUAGAAGCUUGUCGGAGGGAGAGGACCUUGCCAUUACCCGGAUCUUGUCAACUUUCUGCAUUCUCUCUUCGUCGGUAUAGUUUCUGAACUCAACACCUUCUACAACAGCCUCUUCUUCAUCCUUGUCAUUGUGGUCGAGGAUUCCGCACUCAAAAGCAAUCGCUUUUGCAGUGAAAACAUUAUCUCCCGUUAUCAUCUUGAUGGUGACCCCAGCAAGUUUGCAAGUUUCAACAGCUUUUGAGACACCAGGUCGACAGGGAUCUUUCAGACCCACGAUUCCCAUCAGGGUCAAGCCAUCUUCCUCUAAUCCUGACGAUACUUUAUGGGCGAAUGCUAUGCAUCUGAGGCUACUGGCCGCCAUACCUUGGAUUAUUGCUUGAAUUCUGUUCUUUGCGGUGGAGUCCAUUAACUCAACGGACCCACUGCUCGUGUAGUAAUGACAACACAUAGCCAUGACCAUUUCAGGGGCUCCUUUCCAGUGUGCAUGGACUGUCCUGUCAGAUUUUCUCCGAACCAGAACCCCGCUUCGUUUCUUUGCUGAAUUGAAGGUUUCAACGCGGAGCACGUCGUGCUUUUGCUUCACUGACUCCAUAUCCAUACCCAGGUUCAGCACACUCCAAGACAAGAGAGCCUUCUCUGUUGGGCUGCCCGAGAACUCGGGCGUUGGCCCUGAUUCUGACACGCAGACACUACCCGUUGUGUUCAGACCGGUGCCUUGGUAAAGCAGAUCGAGAAUGUCAGAUGAGAUCAUUUUGGUAGAGUCUUCAUGGAUUGACUCUUGGCCAAGCCAAAACUUGGUUACCUUCAUCUCGUUCAGUGUUAGAGUGCCUGUUUUGUCUGUGCAUAUCACCGUCGCUGAGCCCAUCGUCUCACACGCCGAGAGCUUUCUGACCAUAGCUUGAUCAGACAUCAUUCUCUUCAUGGAGUAAGCCAGCGUCAGAGUCACAGCCAAUGGCAGGCCUUCCGGGAUAGCCACUACGACAAUGGUGACUGCAGCUGCCACGAUUCGCACAACGGAAUUGACGACGGUGUCAACAGGACAAGUGCAGCCACAGUAAGACCAAGUUUUCCGAUGGUGGAGGUCAGCGUAUCAAGACGGACCUGCAAAGGUGUUCUCUCGCUAGAAUCUUGGUUUAUGGAGCUCAUAGUCUCCCCCCAGGUUGUGCUCAUACCUACGGAGACAACCAGCAUCUUAGCAAAGCCGUCGACUAUCUUUGUCCCAGAGAACAAGAAGGGAUUAUCCUUGUGAUCGACUUCAAGAUGGUCACUCUCUCCGGUCAUGCUAGACUCGUCGACCUGAAGUGAAUGCCCGUCCAAGAACAGACCAUCAGCGGGAAUCUGAUCUCCGAUCUUCAAGAAGACAACAUCACCAACAACAACAUCAAAGAUGGAGAUAUGUUGGCGCCUGCCGUCCCUAAGGACUUCCACUUUGAUAUUAUUGCUUAUCUUGGACAGCCUGUCGAACUGUCUCUCCUGCCUGAAGUUGCUGAGGGCGGAGACAACUAUGACCAAGAAGACUGCAACGAAGAUGCUUCCGCCUUCAUACCAGCCUUCUUUGAUGCCAUGUUCUUUGAUACCGAAGCCAAGGGAGAGAGUGGCACAUACCAAGAGGAUCAGGAUGGUUGUGUCUUUGAAAGCUUCAUACACAAAGAAGACAAGUCCUUUAGGAGGUGGCUUGUGGUAGGUGUUAGAGCCAAAGAGGUCACGGCGUCUGCCGAAUUCUUGCUCAUUCCCAUGGAUUCCUUUGGUGGGGUUUGUCCUAAGGGAAGCGGCGACACCCUCCACGCCACCGAGCUCUCGGAUGCCCGGUAAGCUCUUACCCUUCAUGAUCUCCACAAGUCGAUCCUGAUCGAUGUCAGGAACGUAAGAGAGGGGCAUAGAGUUGAUGUUUGCUCCAUCGAGUGCUGUGUAGGAGAGAGAGAGGGAGGCAUCAGAGGCUUUGGGAUCAAUCCUUGCGGGAACAAUCUCCUUAACGAGAGAGAGCAUAGCCCUAACAGAGUAGAUGGCAGCGUAAGCCAUACGCCAACGCCUCUGGGCCUUGCUGAGGCUGGUGGUGGUAAGGUUGAGCAAGAGAGCGCUGUAAUCAUAAUCCUUGAGAUCUGUCAUGCUUUGUUGGAGAAUAAAAGAGUCGCGCGCUCUCUCUCUAGCCAAUAUGUGUUGUGUGGCUUGUAAGACACUCAAGACUCGCAAAUAAAUGAUUUCUCUCCCCUUCCAUUCUAAAAAAAAG
This is a messenger RNA of Thlaspi arvense, 6084 nucleotides long. NCBI's taxonomy places the organism in Eukaryota, Viridiplantae, Streptophyta, Magnoliopsida, Brassicales, Brassicaceae. The record is from the annotation of a GenBank genome assembly.